This is a messenger RNA of Cuscuta campestris, 1595 nucleotides long. The record is from the annotation of a GenBank genome assembly. Lineage: Eukaryota; Viridiplantae; Streptophyta; Magnoliopsida; Solanales; Convolvulaceae.
UACCAAACAGAGAGCUCCCUUUUGCUUCACUCCUACUCAACACAUUUUGAAAAAAAAUCCCUAAGAAAAAAAAAAGAUAUCUUUCAUGUUACCUUUCCAAACUUAUAUUAUCUCUGUUUUUGUUUCUUUUAAUUCACAGUCAACCUUCCCAUCUUCUUCUUCUGGUGCAACAUGAGGGGGACACAAAAAUCUCCCAGAAAAAAACUAACUUUAUCACUAUUUACAACACUCAUCUGCACUUCGGCUUUCAUUGCUCUAUUCUAUACUGAGACUAGAAUUAGUCUUCUUUCUUCCAACCACAUUUUCAAGCCCUGCCCGAAGCGUGACAAGCAUAAGAAGAUUAUAGCUGAUGAUGGACUGGAACACCGUCGAAUUACAGAUGCAACAGAUGAUAGGUUUGUGUUUGGUUCAGAGGAAUGCACUCUAACUGCUGGGAAAUGGGUGUCUAAUACUUCAAUUAAGCCUUUAUACACGGAGAUUACAUGUCCAUACAUUGACAGACAAUUUUCUUGCGUUAAGAAUGGCAGAAAAGAUUCAGAUUAUCUUCACUGGGUAUGGCAGCCUGAUGACUGCAUCUUGCCACGUUUUGAUCCCGAAAAUGCCCUGAGAAAAAUCCAAGGUAAGAGGAUGAUGUUCAUUGGGGAUUCAUUACAAAGAAACCAGUGGGAGUCUUUUGUGUGUUUGGUUAAUUCUGUUAUUCCAGAAAACCAGAAGUCCAUGAAGCGAGGUCGGGUUCACUCUGUCUUCCGAAUUAUGGAAUACAAUGCUACAAUUGAAUUCUAUUGGGCGCCGUUCUUGGUGGAGUCUAACACGGAUAUCCAUAUAAUCACGGAUCCAAGUAAGAGAAUCAUCAAGGUGGACUCAAUUUCUACCCGUGGAAAACAAUGGGUAGGAAUAGACAUUCUAGUCUUCAACACUUACGUCUGGUGGAUGAGUGGCCUCAAGGCCAACACUCUAUGGGGAUCAUUUAAGAACGGCAAAGAUGGCUAUGAAGCAUUCGAUACAGAUGUGGCAUAUAGACUUGCAUUGCGUACAUGGGCAAACUGGAUAGAUUCAAACAUCGAUCCCAACAAAACACGGGUGUUCUUCACCACAAUGUCUCCCGUGCACAUGAGGAGCGCGGAUUGGGGGAGGGAAGAUGGGAUAAAGUGCUUCAACGAAACAAGGCCAGUGAUGAAGAAGGGGCACUGGGGAACAGGGUCGAGCCAGAAGCUGAUGAGAGUGGUGAACAGUGUAGCGAAGAGGAUGAAAGUGCCGGUUACGUUCAUCAACAUCACACAACUAUCGGAGUACAGAAUCGACAGUCACCCAUCAAUCUACAAUGAGCUUCAAGGGAAGCUAUUGAGUGAUGAGCAGAAGGCAGAUCCUUUGCACUUUGCAGAUUGCAUACAUUGGUGCUUGCCUGGUGUCCCUGAUACAUGGAACCAGAUUCUCUACACUUAUUUGUAGCAACAGCAGAAGCACAAUCUUUAUGUACACUUUUCAUUUGUAGCAACAGCAGAAGCACAAUAUUUAUGUACGUAGUACAUUUUUUACGGAGGAGUAUUCCAUUUACUUUUUUCUACCAAAUUUAUUAAUAAAUAUUCCUUCUCUUU